Messenger RNA from Diceros bicornis minor, 4002 nucleotides. It is a transcript of the gene MIGA2, whose product is annotated as mitoguardin 2. The transcript is spliced from 14 exons. The record is from RefSeq and is a predicted model, not a curated record. Gene Ontology annotation, biological process: mitochondrial fusion. NCBI's taxonomy places the organism in Eukaryota, Metazoa, Chordata, Mammalia, Perissodactyla, Rhinocerotidae. Bases 125 to 2242 code for a protein of 705 amino acids.
GUAUGUGUGUCCCUGUCCACUUGGGCCCUGGAUGGUGCCCGAGACCCAGCCAGCAGCCAGUUGAAGACGUUCUCCUUGGAAGCUCUCAGCCCCGAGGGCUCCUGCCUGGGGUGCGGGUCCUGCCAUGGCGUUCCAGAGGACUGAGGGCAUGUCUGUGAUCCAGGCCCUGGCCAUGACAGUGGCCGAGAUCCCUGUGUUCCUGUACACGACGUUUGGGCAGACAGCGUUCUCGCAGCUGCGGUUGACACCAGGCCUGCGGAAGGUCCUCUUUGUCACAGCCCUGGGGACAGUGGCCUUGGCCCUGGCCGCCCACCAGCUGAAGAGGCGACGGCGGAGGAAGAAGCAGGUCGGCCCCGAGAUGGGAGGCGAGCAUCUGGGCACAGUGCCCCUCCCCAUCCUCCUGGCCAGGAAGGUCCCCUCAGUGAAGAAAGGCCACUCCAGCCGGCGGGGGCAGAGCCCCAGCAGCAAGAGCAACGACACCCUGAGCGGCAUCUCCUCCAUCGAGCCCAGCAAGCGCUCGGGGUCCUCCCACAGUCUGGCCUCGGUGGUGGCGGUGAACUCAUCCAGCCCCAUGGCUGCGAGUUCGGGACCGUGGGAGACCAGAGGGAUGGAGGAGUCUGUGACCACCAGCGACGGCAAUGCCGAGAGCCUCUACAUGCAAGGCAUGGAGCUGUUCGAGGAGGCUCUGCAGAAGUGGGAGCAGGCGCUGAGCGUGGGGCAGAGGGGGGACAGCGGCAGCACCCCCAUGCCGAGGGACAACCUCCGGAACCCCGAGACUGCUUCGGAGGCACUGUCCGAGCCAGAGUCACAGCGAAGGGAGUUUGCAGAGAAGCUGGAGGCCCUGCUGCACCGGGCCUACCACCUGCAGGAGGAGUUUGGGCCCACCUUCCCGUCCGACAGCGUGCUGCUGGAUCUCGCCCUUCUGCCUUUGCCAGAGCGGACCCUCAUGCUGCCCCUGACUGAGGGCUCGCUGCGUCUUCGGGCGGACGAUGAGGACAGCCUGACCUCGGAGGAUUCCUUCUUCUCCGCUACCGAGCUCUUUGAGUCCCUGCAGGUCGGAGAGUACCCCAUCCCACUCUCCAGGCCCGCUGCUGCCUACGAGGAGGCCCUGCAGCUGGUGAAGGAGGGAAAGGUGCUCUGCCGGACCCUCAGGACAGAGCUGCUGGGCUGCUACAGUGACCAGGACUUUCUGGCCAAGCUCCACUGUGUGCGGCAGGCCUUCAAGGGCCUCCUGGAAGACGAGAGCAACCAGCUUUUCUUUGGGGAGGUCGGCCGGCAGAUGGUGACAGGCCUGAUGACCAAGGCUGAGAAGAGCCCCAAAGGCUUCCUGGAGAGCUACGAGGAGAUGCUGAGCUACGCCCUGCGGCCGGAGACCUGGGCCACCACGCGGCUGGAGCUGGAGGGCCGUGGGGUGGUCUGCAUGAGCUUCUUCGACAUUGUGCUGGACUUCAUCCUCAUGGACGCCUUCGAGGACCUGGAGAAGCCCCCGUCCUCCGUGCUCGCCGUCCUCAGGAACCGCUGGCUGUCAGACAGCUUCAAGGAGACGGCCCUGGCCACUGCUUGCUGGUCAGUUCUGAAAGCCAAGAGGAGGCUGCUGAUGGUGCCCGACGGCUUCAUCUCCCAUUUCUACUCCGUAUCGGAGCAUGUUAGCCCCGUCCUGGCCUUCGGCUUCCUCGGGCCCAAGCCCCAGCUCUCUGAAGUCUGUGCUUUCUUCAAGGUAAACAGGGAGCACAGGGCUGCUGCUGCCCACCCAGGCUCUGCCCGGCCCCUGGGAGAGGAGCCCCCGGGGGUGCAGGAGUGCAGCGAGGGCCUGGGCCUGCUCCCCGAGACAGGGCCGGGCGGGGGAUCCUGGAGAGAGCUGGCUGCUCCUCCCACGGGGGGCCUGGCCCAGGUGGGUCCAGAGGAAGCACUGGGGGCCAGGAGCCUGAGGACAGACGAGGCUGAGUUGGGACUCCAGUGGUCAGGAGGGGGCCCUGGAUGGAGUGGAGGGCCCUGGUGGCGGGGAGCGGGGCCCCAUGCCAGCCCUGUGCCCCAGCACCAGAUCGUGCAGUACCUGAGGGACAUGUUCGACCUGGACAAUGUGCGCUACACGGCAGUGCCGGCACUCGCGGACGACAUCCUGCAGCUGUCCCGGCGCCGCAGUGAGAUCCUGCUCGGCUACCUGGGGGUGCCGGCGGCCAGCAGCGUGGGCCUGAACGGCGUGCUGCCCCGUGAGAAUGGGCCCGUGGACGAGCUGCACUAGUGACGACGCGGGCUUUGGGGGGCAGAGGAGGCUGCCUCCUCCCCAUCUUUGGGUUGGCAUCGAAGGGCUGGGGUGUGGCCAUCAGCAAAGGCAGAGCCCAGGCCGUGGUGGCCAAGGGCAGUUGCCCCUGACCUUGUCCCCCAUCACCUGGGAGUCCCCAAGGCCCAGGGGGCAAACUUUCUUGGAGAGGGAUGGAGCCCCUAGGGGCCUGCCUGAGUGCCCUCACCUGUCCCUGGGGGAGGCAGAGGCUGGACCAGUGGCCACGGGGGCCCGAGGGAGAGGAAGGUAGCGAGAGAGAGAAGGUGUUGUGAGGAGAAUUGGGACAGGCAGAGCUGGGUGCCCUGGGUGUGGGACCCUAAAACCUCCCCAGGGCUGCUGACACGUGGGGCUGGGAGGGUGGCGGUGAAAGGUGGGGGUGGCAGGGCUCUGUGGUGCAGGUCACGGAUGUUCUGAGCUAGAAGGAACCUGGGCUGGACGGUCUCAGAAUCUAAUCUAAUCUGGCCAGUCCUGAUGGCCCCCCAUCCCUGCCACCACCCUAGAGAGUUUGCAACUCCAGAGAGUGAAGCUGGGGGGCACCUUGGUGGGUGGCAGGCCUGGACCACCCAGAGUGGGACAGAGGUGGACCCGCUUUCCUUGUGCUCACGUCUGGGCAGGGACCAGGAGGCUGUCCUCUGACAUUCCCUUGCCCUGCCAAAGAUUCUCAUUUCUCUUCCCACCUCUGCCACCACCAAAGAUGGAGGAGGUGGGGCUGGGCCUCCCGUCCCCAACCCCUCCCUCUCUGAACGGGGAACUCCCUGGGUGGUGCUCGGCGCUGAGCUGGGGGCUCUGACCAGGGGUCAUCCCGGGCCCGUCACCUCUGCUACCAUUGGCAGUUGCCCCAGGAGUGGGGGGGUCCAGGGACCACGUGAGGGGAGAUCAGAGGAUGUAAGUGGCUGGACCAGCUCCCCAGCCCUCAUUGGGACAGGAAACUUGCCCGGCACUUUUGCCUUCAACUCGACGCACAGAUGCUCUCGGGCACAGACGCUCUGGGCCGCGCAGCAGUGUGGGCCCGCCUCCCUGCUGCAGGCAGGCUGUGGCGUUUGUCCCCACGCUGAGGGUUUCUGUCAGCCCUGCAGGCGCACUUCUCACAGUGUUUUCACCCGCACUGGGGUGUUUUAUUUAUUGCCUUAACACUUUAUUUUGAGGGUCUGCCCUCCCAGGUUGAGAGGCCUGCGAGAGACAUAGAUUCCUCCUGGCUCCUUGUACUCUGGAGGUGGAGGACUGGCCCGCAGGCUCCCCUGAAUGGCAAAGGGGCCCCAGGGGCGGCAAGCUUGCCCAUAUGGAGGAGGGGGAGAGGGAGAUGGGAGGGGGGAUGUGGGGCGGGGCCCAUCCUCUCUGAGCCCACCCCCCUCCCCACAUCCUCCCUCCUGCUCCCCAGGCUGGAGGACCGCUGUGCACUAACCCUGGUUCUGGCUCCACAUCCACCUCCCCGAGGUCGAUGCCCAGGAGGGAGCAGCCUCCUGGGCAGGAGGGAGCUGGGGUGGCCCUCCUCCAUCCCGACAUUCCAUUCAUUUGCACUUACCCUGCGCUGUGAAUGUAAUCUUGGGCCUGUGCCCGGCCUGUGCUGAUUUGCUCCCACAUCACACAGAAGUGGCAUUUUCAUUUCAUCUUUGUUUACACGUCCAUGCACUGCCUCUGGCACGCGAUUUGUUGCAGCUUCCAACAUUUGUAUGGUAGAGCAUGUGUGCGUCAACUUUGAGUCAAAUAAAUGGUUUAAACAA